Messenger RNA from Adineta steineri, 828 nucleotides. The record is from the annotation of a GenBank genome assembly. Lineage: Eukaryota; Metazoa; Rotifera; Eurotatoria; Adinetida; Adinetidae.
AUGCGAUCGGUUAAACUGUCUUUAUUGACUGGUUGGCAAUUUCAAUGUUUUAAUACAAGUUGUUUACCUUUCGUCACUAUGAUAGUAAAAAAUGUUCGAAAGUGUCAAAUGGCAUGUUUAAGUGAGAUUUAUUGUAAAGCAGCCACUUUUCAUCAAUCUACUUCUAAUUGUGAAUUGUUUGUCAAUCUACCAGAUCCAAAUGGAAACAUGCUGGCCAAUAUAGAUACUAUUAGUAUAAUUAACAAGAAUGGGACAAGAUUUCCACCUGAACCAACCACAACAAGCACAACAACUACAACUACCACAUCAACAACAACAACAAGUAGAACUACAACAACAACAAGCACAACAACUACAACUACCACAUCGACAACAACAACAAGUACUACUACAACAACAACAAGCACAACAACAACAACCUCAAAAACAACCACAACCACAACAACAACUACAGCAACAACAACACCAACUACACCACCGACAACACUAAAACCAACUACACUAUUGCCUUGUGAUGCUUGUAUAGUUAAUGUUGCUCUUCACAGUAGUAGCGGUGCUAAUAGUGCUUAUAGUUGCUCUUAUGCUUGUAGUGGUAAUGACGGCCGUCAUGAUGAUUAUGUCGGUUAUUAUAAUUCUUAUGGCUUUGCGUUUGCUUCUGGUGCAUAUGGUGCUCCGAAUGGUUUUACUUGUACUCUUGCAACUAGUCCUAAUGGUUGUAGUUAUUUUCAUUAUGGUGCCGGUUUUUCUACUUAUAGUGGUGGUGGCGUUCCUGCGCCUCCUACAUGUAGUAAUAAUAAUGCUAAUUAUUGUUGUUGUCAUGCAAAUUAA